AUGAGUUCUCCCAAAGUCUGGUUCAUCACAGGCACGUCGACUGGGUUUGGCAAGCAAUUGACUCUGACAGCUCUGGCUCGUGGUGAUAAAGUUGUCGCCACAGCUCGGAAUGUCGACAAACUGAAAGAGCUCAAAGACGCUGGGGCUGAUACCCUCAGUCUCGACGUCACUGCACCCCUGGACCAAAUCAAACAGGUUGCUGAAACUGCAUUCAAACUAUACGGCAGAAUCGACUAUCUUAUCAACAACGCCGGGUAUGUGCAAAGCGGUGGAAUUGAAGAACUCACACCUGAAGACAUACAGGCUCAAUUUGACACCAACGUCUUUGGCCUGUUGAACGUCACCAGAGCGAUUGUACCAUAUAUGAGAGCAGCUCGAUCAGGAGCCAUUGCCAACAUCUCCAGCAUAGGCGCAUGGUCUGGCAUGGGCGGCGGUGGAGCCUAUUGCGCGUCCAAGUGGGCAGUCAGCGCCUUCUCCGAGUCUCUCACAUAUGAACUAGCAGAGUUUGGCAUCAAAGUUGUCUGCAUCGAACCAGGCUAUUUCCGGUCCAACCUUCUGCACACAGGCAACAAGGGUGUUAAGAAGAAUGUCAUUCCCGAUUAUGACGGCGACACUGCUGUGCGCCAGGGAGAAGCCCUCUUGGAAUCGGCCAAUAACAACCAGCCUGGCGACGUGAAAAAGGGCUCCAAGGUGAUCAUUGAUGUUCUCACCGGCGCAACGGGCAAGGACAUCCCAAUUAGGUUGCCCCUGGGGCCUGAUAGUUACGACUUCAUCAAGGGGAAGUGUGAAGGCACCGUCAAGUUGCUGGAUGAGUGGAAGGAUCUCACCUCAUCAACCAACAUUGAUCAAUAG
Exophiala mesophila is the source of this 852-nucleotide messenger RNA. RefSeq lists its product as uncharacterized. Bases 1 to 852 code for a protein of 283 amino acids. NCBI's taxonomy places the organism in Eukaryota, Fungi, Ascomycota, Eurotiomycetes, Chaetothyriales, Herpotrichiellaceae. The record is from RefSeq and is a predicted model, not a curated record. The transcript is spliced from 2 exons.